This is a messenger RNA of Quercus robur (English oak), 3591 nucleotides long. RefSeq names its product receptor kinase-like protein Xa21. Gene Ontology annotation, biological process: protein phosphorylation. The record is from RefSeq and is a predicted model, not a curated record. The transcript is spliced from 2 exons. NCBI's taxonomy places the organism in Eukaryota, Viridiplantae, Streptophyta, Magnoliopsida, Fagales, Fagaceae. Gene Ontology annotation, molecular function: protein binding; ATP binding; protein kinase activity. The coding region runs from base 54 to 3404 and encodes 1116 amino acids.
UUCCUAUCCCAACUCCAGACUCCAAAGUGCCUCGUCUAUCUCUCUGCACGCUCAUGAUGCUAAUAGAAAGGCCAUCCAUUCUCCUGCUGUUGGCUUUUUUGUUAGCGCAGCCAUGCAUACUUCACUUGACAGAAUCCUCCAACAACUUUAUCGAUCAAUCAGCUCUCCUUGCCUUCAAAUCUAAAAUCAGUUUUGGUCCAAACGAUACUGUCUUCUCUGCUGGUAACUGGUCCACAACAACAAACUUCUGUGAGUGGUUUGGGGUCUCUUGCAGUCGACGCAGACAAAGAGUCACAGCCUUAAACCUUUCUUACAUGGGUAUCCGUGGCACCAUUUCCCCUCAUAUUGGAAACCUCUCCUUCCUAGUCUCACUUAAUCUUGAAAACAACAGCUUCUAUGGUUUUCUGCCACAUGAGAUUAGUCAUCUGCGCCGCUUAAGGAAACUUCAGUUGUCAAACAACCUAUUGGAAGGUAGUAUCCCUCCAACUAUACAUAAUUGCCAGAAGCUUAGAUAUUUCUCUCUUGAAUUAAACAAGUUAAAUGGUACAAUUCCUUUGUCCCUCGGCAAUAUGUCUUCAUUAGAGUUCUUGAAUUUAAGAGCCAAUAGCCUCACUGGUUCAUCUCCUCUUGCCAUCUUUAACUUGUCUUCUCUAAUGGCUAUUUAUAUUUCAUAUAAUCAUUUUUCAGGAACCCUUCCAAUAGAUCUUUGCAGCAAUUUUCCUGAUAUUCAACUACUGUAUAUUUCCCAUAACGAAUUCAGUGGUAAGCUCCCCUCUCAGUUUAACCACUGUACAGAGCUUUUAGAAUUAUCUCUGUCAUACAAUAAGUUUGAUGGAAGUAUUACAAAAGGUUUUGGGAGUUUAGAAAAGCUUGAAAUGCUAUUUCUUGGACAUAACAACUUAACUGGAAAUAUACCUCCUAUCAUUAGCAACUUGUCGAUGUUACAGCACUUUGCCAUUGAAAAUAACCACAUAGAAGGAAGCAUUCCAAGUGAUUUAGGGCGUCUCCAAAAUCUGAAUUUAUUGUUUUGUCUACGGAAUAACCUCACAGGGAAAAUACCCCAAAAUAUUUUCAACAUUACCUCUCUACAAACGCUCCACUUGUUUGAUAAUUCCCUGUCUGGAAAUCUUCCUUUAGGUACUUGGCUCUCUUGCUCUAAUCUAGAAAAUCUGUAUCUUAAUUACAACAAAAUUAGUGGUCCUAUCCCAUCAUAUCUUUCAAAUUGUUCUAACCUCAUUCGGGUAGAAUUUUUUGACAAUUUACUCUCUGGACCUAUACCCAGAAAUCUUGGAAACUUAAAAUAUCUCCAAUUACUUAAUCUGGGUGAUAAUCAGCUGACAGAUGAACCUGGAGAUCAAGAACAUAGUUUCCUUUCAUCUUUGACUAGUUGCAGAGUUUUGGAAAAGCUAUCUUUAUCUUCCAAUCCCUUGAAUAUUGCAAUCCUGGAUGUCAUUGGAAAUUUUUCAGUUUCACUUGAACUCUUUGUUGCAGAUCAAUGCCAAAUAAAGGGUCAAAUUCCAAUGGGAAUCGGUUCACUGAAAAACUUGAACACUCUUUUGUUGAAUGGUAAUAGUUUGACCGGAACCAUACCAUCAACAAUUGGGGGAUUGAAGAGCUUGAACACUCUUUUGUUGAACGGUAAUAGUUUGACCGGAACCAUACCAUCAACAAUUGGGGGAUUAGAGAGCUUGCAAAGAUUGUAUCUUGAUGAAAACAAGAUUGAAGGAUUCAUUCCAGAACAACUCUGUCAAAUAAAGAACCUGGGAGAAUUGUCUCUCUCAAAUAACAAUAUCUCCGGAUACAUCCCAGAUUGCAUCGGAAAUCUCAAUCUUUUGCAGAAGCUAAACCUUAGUUCUAACCAACUGUCACCAUCAAUACCAUCAAAUUUAUGGAGUAUUGAAAAUCUGUUGUUUUUAGAUUUAUCAUGGAAUUCCCUUAGUGGGCCUCUAUCUCCAAAUCUUAGAAAAGUAGAUGCUAUUGAAUACAUAAAUUUAUCCCAUAAUCAAAUUACUGGAAAUGUUCCAAGUAUCAUUGGAAGUUUUGAAAGCCUACGUUAUCUUGAUUUGUCAAAGAACUCAUUUCAAGGAGACAUUCCACAAUCUUUUGGACAAUUGAAGGGAUUGGAUCAGUUGGACCUCUCAAAUAAUAAUCUCUCUGGUAAAAUUCCUAAGUCUCUUGAGGCAAUUCGAUAUCUUAAGUAUUUGAAUUUGUCCUUCAAUAAGUUAUCAGGAGAGAUUCCAUCCAGUGGACCUUUUGCAAACUUCAUGGCAGAAUCAUUUAUAGGUAAUGAAGCACUUUGUGGGAAUCCAAUUUUUGGAGUUCCACCUUGCACAAGUCCAAGUUCUCAUGGAUCAAGGGUAAAACAAAUUUUGCUCAUAUAUAUUGUUCCUGUCAUUGCAUCACUUAUAAUCUUUGCAGCACUAGUCAUUAUGCUGAGAAGAGAUCGACAAUGUAACAUGCACAUUCCAAGUUUACCUAUCACAUUGCGUGAAGUGGAUCAUAGAAUGAUAUCAUACCACGAGAUUUGUCGUGGGACAAACAAUUUUUGUGAAAGCAACUUGCUUGGAACUGGAGGUUUUGGUUUUGUGUACAAAGGGAUACUAUCUGAUGGUACAAUUGUUGCUGUCAAAGUUCUUAAUCGGCAAUUGGAGGGUGCUUUUAGAAGUUUUGAUGCUGAAUGCAAGGUGCUGAGGUCAAUCCGACAUAGGAAUCUAGUUAAAGUCAUUAGUACAUGCUCCAACCCUGAGUUUAGAGCUUUGGUGCUGCAAUACAUGUCAAAUGGUAGCCUUGAAAGGUGGUUAUACUCUCACAACUACUGCUUGAAUCUUGUUCAAAGAGUAAGCAUUAUGAUGGAUGUUGCAUUAGCGUUAGAAUAUCUCCACAAUGGUAGAUCAGAAUCUGUGGUGCAUUGUGAUUUGAAGCCUAGCAAUAUCCUUUUAGAUGAAGACCUAGUUGCACAUGUUGGUGACUUUGGCAUUGCAAAGAUUUUAGUUGAAAAUGACACAACCCAAACCCAAACCAUUGGUACAAUUGGCUACAUCGCACCAGAGUAUGGUUCUGAAGGAAGAGUAUCUACCAAAUGUGACAUUUAUAGUUAUGGGAUAAUAUUGUUGGAGAUUUUCACAAGAAAGAAACCCACUGAUGAAAAUUUUGUUGGAGAAUUAAAUAUGAGGCAAUGGAUUGCAUCACUUCCUGAUCGAAUGAAAGUUGUGGACGAUGGUUUGCUUAACAUUGAAGAUGGAAGAGAUGUAACUGCCAUGAAAACUAUUCUUUCAUCUAUCUUAGAACUAGGCUUAAGGUGUUCUGAAGAAUUACCAGAUGAAAGGCUUGACAUCAAGGCUGUGGUGACCCAAGUUAACAAAAUCAAAUUGGCAAUACUUGGAAAUAGAAAAAAUGGUGUCUGAUAUCUGUGUUAUUGUUCAAGUUUCAUAUCGUGCAAGUACCUUGUUAAAGCUUGUUUUCCUUUAUUAUUAUUUCUAGUUAUAAUUUUGUGACCCUUGCUUUUGUAUGUCCUAUGAUUCUGUAAACUACUUAUAAGUGGUAUGUUACUUAGGACCAAAAUUAUCCCAAGUUAUUAGCAUUUGAAGUUAA